CGGGGUUGGUCGACGGCGCGGGAAAACUAAAAGCAAAACAGCGACCCGUGGUGUUAAACACCAUUUGAGUGCUAUUUUCGUAUUUUUCAACGAACGGAAGACAAAACAGCAGUGUUUAGGAGUAGUUAAAUGCAGAAGUUCAGAAGGAUCCUCAAUGGCGUCUUUUUUGCCUGCUGUUGCUGAACAGCUUUUGAAAGAUGUACAGAAGACGUAUUCAGAGAAAUCCCAAAUACCUGAUGACCUACUUAUAGCGUUACGGUUUGUGUUUGGCUCCUGUACUCUGCAGGCUUUGGAUCUAGUGGACCAGCGCUCAGUAACAUGUGUGUCUUCCUCGAGUGGCCGAAAAGUGUUCCAGGUAUUGGGUGGAUCAGGCCGUCUGUAUACAUGCUAUACAUCCUGUCAUUAUUGCCCCUGUCCUGCCUUCUCUUUCUCUGUGCUCAGGAGAAAUGAAAGUCUAGUGUGUAAGCACAUCUUGGCAGCCUACCUGUGCCAGGUCAUGGGCUUGUGCCAGCAAGAGCAGGUCUCAGAUCAGCACAUGACCCUCAUCCUCUCAGGAAGAGCCCAGCCAGAUCCAUAAAAGCACCAUUGUGAAAGAAAACAGCCCAUCUGUGUAGCAUUGUAGGUUCCUCUACAGUAGGUGCCGUGUGAUUGGAUGUAAAAAGGCGAAGGGUUUUUCCGUGUAAGAUUCCCAUUACAUUUUCCUGUCCAAACGCUGUGAAGCUGUGCACCAAACUUGAUCUUAAAUAUGUAUAUAUUCAAA
Pygocentrus nattereri (red-bellied piranha) is the source of this 760-nucleotide messenger RNA. It is a transcript of the gene zswim7, whose product is annotated as zinc finger, SWIM-type containing 7. Gene Ontology annotation, biological process: double-strand break repair via homologous recombination. The transcript is spliced from 6 exons. The record is from RefSeq and is a predicted model, not a curated record. Gene Ontology annotation, molecular function: zinc ion binding. Gene Ontology annotation, cellular component: Shu complex. Bases 155 to 577 code for a protein of 140 amino acids. Lineage: Eukaryota; Metazoa; Chordata; Actinopteri; Characiformes; Serrasalmidae.